CUCAGGUACUGGUUGUUAUUGGAGUCAGAAAGGAAGCUUAAUCAAAGCGUACAUAGCUUAUGAUUUAUGAACCAGCAUGAUGUUUAAAAUGAUAGGCUCCCUUCUUCUGUUUGUCCAUCUGCACAAUGCACAAUCCCCAAAGAAAAAUAAUUCAAAGGUAAUCAUUGCAUUCCGUCACGGUCAUGCCAACAUUCCAUGCCAACAUACCCCACCUCCACACUCUAAGUUUAACCUAACCUUGCUGAAGGGGGAAGAGAGACAUCCAGUGUGCGUUGCGUACACCAACGGAAUGGACACCAAACUCUACAACUGGGUCGACCAAGCUCCUUGUUAUAUUCGGAAAACCAAUGAAAGCACCAUCGCUCUAACUAUUUUCAAUCUUAGUGUUAGCCACACAGAUAGUUACAGUUGCCGACUUCAGAAUUUUUCUCCUGCUCCCUACGUAGACACUAUUACAAAUGAGACAUACAUUUAUAUCCAUGAUUCCUUGUUACAGGACUGCAGUGCAGGCUCAGUGACACAAUAUUUUAUCUGGAGUUUUGCUGGACUGGCAACACUAACUUUUCUCUGUUUGGUUGGAAUUCUAUACCUAUUCAUUCAAAGAAAGCAUUGCAGCAAAUGUGUAAAAACACAUGCACAACCGAACAUUGAACAAAAUAAUGAAUAUAUGCCAAUGGCAUCUGUUAACGCUGCCAGAGGCCGUGUGUGACGAGCAGCAGGUUAUACUGAGAAGAAAACUUAUGAUACGGAGAGGGCAACAAGUGAUAUGACUUUGGGACAAACGUUAUAGUUUUAUGGACUGUGGCCAACAGCUUUAUCUGCUCUAAAGACAUCAUUGACUACGAACUAUCCUGAAGACUGGAGGCUCGCUCAACCUCUAUAUUUGUUAGGUUGUGCAAUAAAUAUAUAUGUAAGCACAAAGCAAUCUUAAGAAGGGCUUGAAAUACUGAGAAAAAAAAAUGAACAUUCCAUUUCACUUUGCACAUUUAUUAUCUCAUUUCCUGCCUGAGACGUAGAUGGUGUCUUUUCAUGAAAAAAUUGAAAGAAACCAAACAACACUCUACCUCGUUGUGAUCUGGGAGGAUUUUUUUUUUACUUUAGUUUGAAAAAAAUGACUUUAAUUUUCCCCUGUGUGUACUCAUUUUAAUGUAUUCUUAAAAGCAUCUUUUAGUUUUGUAUAUCAGCAAUAACUGAAUUUUAAACAGGAACUGCACUGAAACAGGAAAUUAAA
Messenger RNA from Pelobates fuscus (common spadefoot toad), 1231 nucleotides. RefSeq names its product inducible T-cell costimulator-like. Lineage: Eukaryota; Metazoa; Chordata; Amphibia; Anura; Pelobatidae. Gene Ontology annotation, biological process: T cell costimulation. Bases 77 to 709 code for a protein of 210 amino acids. The record is from RefSeq and is a predicted model, not a curated record. The transcript is spliced from 5 exons.